Molecule: messenger RNA, 924 nt
Organism: Diaporthe batatas
Lineage: Eukaryota; Fungi; Ascomycota; Sordariomycetes; Diaporthales; Diaporthaceae
Exons: 8
Coding region: 1-924 (307 amino acids)
Biological process (GO): thiosulfate transport; oxaloacetate transport; succinate transmembrane transport
Molecular function (GO): malate transmembrane transporter activity; sulfate transmembrane transporter activity; antiporter activity
Source: RefSeq, a predicted model, not a curated record
AUGAGUAAUAAAUCCCAGAGAGAAAAGCAGAAGCAGCCCUGGUGGCUAGGCGGCGCCGCUGCGUCAAUGGCAGUAUGCUUCACACACCCACUAGACCAGACAAAAUACCGCAUGCAAGUAAUGCACACGCGAGCCCCCAUGCUCAAGACCCUAUCCACCUUUGCAGCAAGAGACGGCAUCCCCUCCCUCUGGACAGGCCUCUCAGCCUCCAUCCUCCGCCAAUCAACCUACAGCACCGCCCGCUUCGGCCUCUACGCCAUCCUGACCCAGCACCUGAGGUCAACAUCCGCAUCCCCCAGCGGCCAGCUCUCCUCCGCAACCAUCGGCGCCGCGGCCCUGGCCGGCGCCGCGGCCGGGGUCAUCGGGAACCCGGCCGAGGUCAUCCUGGUGCGCAUGUGCGCCGACGGCGCGAGGCCCCCCGGCGAGCGGCGCCCACCAAACUACUACCCGGACGCCGCGAGGGGCCUGUGGCGGAUCGCGCGCGACGAGGGGCCCGCCACCUUCGCGAGGGGCCUGGGCCCGACGGUCGUGCGGAGCGUGCUGAUGAAUGUCGGGCAGAUUGCGCCGUACACGGCCGCCAAGCGCGCCCUCCUCGCAGGCACCUCGCUGCAAGACGACGUCAAGACGCACAUGCUGUCCAGCCUCGUCGCCGGCACCGUGGCGACCACCAUCUGCGCCCCCGCCGACGUGCUCAAGAGCCGCGUCCAGGCGGCGAGCAGGUCCGGCGCCGGCUCCUCGACCCUCCUCCAGAUAACAACCCAAGGCCUGCGCACCGAGGGCCCCCUCUUCCUGAUGAAAGGCUGGACGCCCGCCUGGUUGCGCCUGACCCCACACACCAUCCUGACCUUCGUCUUCAUGGAGAAGCUGCAGGACCUGGUCAACUGGAGGGCCGUCGGGGCCCCGCCCGUCGAGAUCAAGGUCUGA